AGCCCCUAAAUUCAAAUGGGUUGGACGUCUCUCGCCGUCAUUGGCAAUUGGUUGCAAUCCCACUUGACGUCACGUCACAUCUGACUUUGGGCUUAAAGUCCACUUCGAACACUGUGUUCUUACCGCCCACAAGUGACCACGUGACCCAAUUCAUUUCCUCAACUGCAGCCUGAAGGACUUCUUCUUUCUCCGCUUCAGGCUACUUAAGUUCGUGUCGUGGCUGUGGUGUCGGUUGGGGUUAGUUCUGUCGUGUUAAGGUUGAUCACUCUUUUGGGCCAUGAUGCUCGUGCGCGUACUCGCGCUGGCCGCACUGUUCACCUGUAGCGUCCGGCGCGUGCGCGGCGGCGGUGGUGGCGGGGAGGUGACCAGCAACAUCCUCCUCAUCGUCACUGACGACCAGGACCAAAAUCUGGGGGGCAUGACGCCAAUGAAGAAGACCAAAUCUUUAAUCGGGGACGCAGGAGUGACCUUCGUCAAUUCGUUCACAGUGACGCCACUUUGCUGCCCGAGCCGCUGUAGCAUCCUGACAGGUCGCUACCCACACAAUCACAUGGUUCGAAACAACUCUGUCGCCGGCAACUGCUCCAGCGCAGCAUGGCAGAGCACCGGCGAGUCAGAAGCCUUCCCUGUCUAUCUCAGCAAGCGCGGCUACCAAACAUUCUUCGCCGGGAAGUACCUCAACCAGUACGGCAAGAAAGAAGUUGGUGGUGUGUCACAUGUUCCGCCAGGUUGGGACCAGUGGCAUGUGCUAGUGGGCAACUCUCGCUACUACAACUACACUCUGUCUCGAAACGGCGUGGAGGAGAAGCACGGCGACAGCUACGCCGACGACUACCUGACCGACCUCAUCGCCAACCGCUCACUUCAAUUCCUGGAAAACCGCAGUCCACAGCGCCCGUUCUUUUUGAUGCUGGCGCCACCCGCGCCCCACUCGCCCUGGACUGCCGCCCCGCAGUAUAGUAAAAGCUUCAGCGAUGUCAAAGCACCUCGGGACGGUAGCUUUGACAAAGCGGCCAAGGACAAACAUUGGCUGCUGCGCCAAGCAGUUAACCCCAUGACCAACGGUACACUGGCGUUUUUGGACGAUGCCUACCGUAAGAGGUGGCAGACACUGCUUUCCGUGGACGACAUGGUGGAGAAGCUGGUGAGAAAGCUGGACGACCUACAAGAGCUCAACCACACAUACGUCUUCUUCACGUCAGACAAUGGCUACCACACAGGUCAAUUUUCUCUCCCCAUUGACAAGCGUCAGCUGUAUGAGUUUGAUAUCAGGACACCGUUGCUGGUCCGCGGUCCCGGUGUCAAACCCAACAUCACGUUGAAGGCUCCCGUGCUGAACAUCGACUUGGCACCGACCAUUCUGGACAUCGCUGGAGUGGACGCUGCCGAUGUGGACGGACAGUCCUUCCUGCCUCUGAUGGCGCCGUCCUUGCGCAACGGCUCGGCGCGGCCCUUCUUCCUGGUUGAGCACAUGGGCGAGGGGCUUUCCAGCGGGGACCCUGCCUGCCCCGAGAUGGGCCCCGGCUUGUCGCAAUGUUUCCCCGACUGCGUGUGCGAGGACUCUUUCAACAACACCUACGCUUGCGUCAGGACGCUGGACGGACGCGACGACAUGCAGUACUGUGAAUUCGCCGACAACGAGUCCUUCGUGGAGGUGUAUAACUUGACCUCAGACCCCCACCAGCUGGAAAACAUUGUGAAGAAGGUGGACCCGACCAUACUGCAGACCAUGAACCAGCGCCUUAUCAAGCUGCAGUCAUGCCAGGGCGCCGGAUGCCGCACCAUCUCCACGUGAGCGUCGGAGAACGGGCCGUCGAGACGGUGACGAGUGUUGUUUUCUGCCUGGAAAAAAAAAACUGGACCAAAGCCACCAUUUUGAUUAGCACCUGCGUUGACUCCAUUUUGAGGAACAGACCUUGUGUGCAUUCCCCUUAAUCACUCCUUUUGUAUUGAAUAAAAUUAAGCCAUGUUGUUAAACCAUUGGCUGCCAUCGACGGUGAUAGAAGUCUAAUCUGUUUUGACUGGGAGGGUUGGCAGUGAUCACCGUCCAAUGGCAGUGAAACAUGAUUGAUGGUGAUCCCUUUUAUGAUUAAUGUUGAAUAAUUUUGCGAUCGAUCGCUUAACUCAUUUGGCUGCCAUUGACGGCGCUAGGUGUCCAAUCCAUUUAGACUGGAAGGGGCGAACGAACUAGCUUAGCCUGUUGACAGUCAUCUGUAGGAAAUUGAGUUUUUCUUAUCGCUGUGCCUUUUGUCACUUUUUAAAAAUCGGACUUACGUCAUUUACAAAGCCAUGAAAUUGAAUCAUUUUUAAUUGUUUUGUUAUUUGUUGUGAUUGUUUGCACUGCUGAGGCCUUCAAUGUCAAUGUUUGCACUGUACCAAUGAAAUUAAAUUGAAAGAUGCUUUCUUAUGUUACUCAUGUUUUUAUUGCAUGUCAAUACUGUGAAUCAAUCAGGAAUGUCCCAAAAAUUGGAGGUUGUUUGAGAAUGUCCGUCACAGAUACUUGUAAACUUGCUUCUCCCGCAGCGUCUGCACCUCCAGCUUGACGGGGCAUUUGUAAAAGUGUGCCAGGAGCGACUCUGUGUACCCGAUGAGGAAGUAGAACCUGUUCGGAGGCAGCUUUUGCAGCAGCAGGACACACACCGUCAACACGUUGCCGCGCCGCUUGAUCACCACUUCGUUGGCCAGGCAGCCGUGGAAAGUCCCGAAUAUCAGGCGCCGGAUGAACGUGUCCUCCACAGCGCGCUCCGCCGCGCCCUCUUCGCCUUUUAGGUUACCUGCAAGAAAAUUCAACUUUAAGUCCACAUUUUACAGGGGAAUUUUAUUCAAAACCAAGUCUAAAAUUUUCCCUUGAAAGUGAUACCUAAGGAGAGAACGCUUGAGACUACAAAUUCCCACUGAUCUUCAUCACAGUCAAUGACCGCAAUGGAUGUCAAAGAAACAAAGAUGACCCAAGGAAUUAUAAAAUUGUUGACUGCACAAUGAAAAUAUGAAUAUAUAAAAUAUUUUUUAAAUUAAAAAGAUUAAAGAAUAAAAAUAAUUAUUUUCCCUUUUUGAAAAAAAGCAAUAUUUAACCAAACAUUAUUUACAAGGAGAAUAUUUGCCAUGUUUUCCCCUUCCAGUUGUUAAAGAGAGAAAAACAAAAAAGUACUAGUAUUAUAAAUUUCUUUGGCUACCAUUGACGGUGAUGGAGAGUUGAUUUUAAGGCGUAUAUGACACCAAAAAGCAGGUUUAUUUCAUAUUAAACACGAUAUUUUAUGCUCCUGAAUGAAUUGGACUGCUAGGAUGUGUGUGGAAGCAAUUGAUAAUAUAUAUAUUCAAAUUUUUGAAAUCCCACGCCAUGAAAAUGAGUGACUUCCGGCCAAAGUCUCGAAUUGAGUAAGAAGACGGAUGUGACGUCAGUGGAUGAGAUCAUCUUCACUAUACAGUAAGGGUGUAACGGUACAUGUAUUUGUAUUGAACCGUUUCGGUACGGGGUGCUCGUUUCGGAACGGAGGCGUACCGAACUAGUUUCUGACGUAAUGUAAACCUUACUUUUCGAGGCUGUGAGUCGAUCAGUUUACAGUUUCUUUGUGUACAUUAUAUCUACUCAGUCUCCUCUACUAUAAUGAGGACCAACACGGUAGGACAGUUAAGAAACGUCAACCGCGCGACAACAUGGCCGCUGCGAGAACGCAAUGAAAAGCGGGCGUUAAAGUCAAUCAGCCAAUGCACACCAGUCGCAGUGCGGCCACGUGUUAGACCUGUCCCAGAAGUGGCUCAACGCGACGCACGCGAAAAGAACGGCAGAGUUGAUUAUUUGACGCGAGACGCGGCCCUCCUGCGUCAAUACUACUAGCUAGGAUCGGGCAGACCUGAGGUCACUCGUGUAAAAAUACGGUAGAUCCGGUCGAUUUUCAAACUAAUAUGCAAUCGUAACCCACUUUUUGAGUCGAUCAGAUCUCUUGAGUGGUAGAUCGGGGCACAGUUGACUUGUCUUUGUUGAUUUACUGCGGUCUUCGCUGCUAUAAUAAUAACCAACACGGCCCCGUGUUCGAUACAAAACCAUCCUACCACAACAAAACAAGUAGGAACUAAUAUUCACAUAGGAACGAAAGUUAUACAACAUAAAAUAUACAAUAUAAAUGAAUACUGCAUCACAUUUGUAAAAUAUAAACACAUAUCAAAAUAAAUAAUAGCCCAUUUCAAUAAAACAAAUUGAAAUGAGCUAAAACACCUGUAAUUAAAUAAUAAGAAUAAUGCACAGAUCUUGCUUACACAAUUAAAUUUAUUAAUUUUUGUGUGGCGCUUUUACUUGAGAAAAUCCACCAAUAAAGCUUUUGAGAACCGUUCAUGAGAAAAAAAUGAUUCAUUGAGGCAUUUCAUUUGUAAAAUACAUGUUAAAAUCUUUGUCAUUGGGAUUGCUUUUCUCUUUAGCACAGGACUUCUUUUAAGAAAGCUGACCAAUACGCGGAGUCUGAAAGGCAAAUUGUUGUUGGAUUAUUAUCUUUAAAUACCCGCUACUUUUUGAGCAGAAUUCUAGCUUUGUAUAGGCUAAUGUUCCUAUUGUUGAAAGCACAAAAGUGUGUAAUAAACAACUAGUACAUUUAUAUUUUGCAUUUUGUUUUCUUACUGUACUGAAAAUGAACUGACCCGUGACCUCAAAACCGAGGUACGUACCGAACCGAGAUUUUUGUGUACCGUUACACCCCUACUAUACAGCCAUACUAUUGUAUGCAGAAGGACUGCUGAUUAUCAUAUGCACUUUAAAG
Molecule: messenger RNA, 4748 nt
Organism: Corythoichthys intestinalis (scribbled pipefish)
Lineage: Eukaryota; Metazoa; Chordata; Actinopteri; Syngnathiformes; Syngnathidae
Gene: gnsb
Product: glucosamine (N-acetyl)-6-sulfatase (Sanfilippo disease IIID), b
Exons: 13
Coding region: 278-1795 (505 amino acids)
Biological process (GO): glycosaminoglycan metabolic process
Molecular function (GO): glycosaminoglycan binding; N-acetylglucosamine-6-sulfatase activity
Source: RefSeq, a predicted model, not a curated record